GUAACGAGUCUUCUUCUCACACAAUCCACCAAAGCUAUUCAAGAAUUGUUGGAGGUAACUAAAUCUUCCGAAAUACACAACAAGCCAAAACUCGCAUCUCAGUCAACCAUGCCUCCCAAAGCCGCCACCAGCGAUCUUCACGUCUCGAAGCUCUUCUCCGUCAAGGACUAUAUUUGUGUAGUCACAGGAGGUGGCUCUGGUAUUGGCCUGAUGGCAGCGCAGGCGCUUGCUGCAAACGGCGCAAAGGUGUACAUCACUGGUCGACGCCAAGAGGUGCUUGAAAAUGCCGCCAAAUCACACAGUCCCGACCAAGGUGGCCAGAUCAUCCCGCUGUCACCAUGUGACGUGACCAAGAAGGACGAUCUGGAGCAAAUGUACCAGGAGCUAGCAUCCAAGGAGCAGUACAUCAAUCUGCUCGUCGCUGCAGCCGGUAUCUCGGGCGAGAAGGGUAUCCCGGAUGCUGACAAGGCGACUGACAUGAAGAAGAAGCUCUUUGACAAUGAGACAUUCGAGGGCUGGGCUGAGACGUACAACACUGACGUCACGGCCGUCUACUUUUCAACUGUCGUUCUUCUACCCCUUCUACAAGCCGGAACGGAGAGCCACGGCCACCUCUCGGCAUCGGUCAUUGUCAUCAGCUCCAUGUCCGGCAUCAUGAAGGACGCACAGGGCCACUUCAGCUACAACGCGGCCAAGGGUGGUACCGUGCACUUGAGCAAGCUGAUGUCAGCCGAAUUCCAGAAGCUCCGGAUCCGCGUCAACAGCAUCGCGCCUGGCUACUUCCCAUCAGAGAUGACAGCAAAAGAGAGCGACGAAAAGCAGAAGAGCGAUUUGCCCGACGAGAAGAUUCAGGAGAAGGGCCACGUUCCGCAUGGACGGGCGGGAAGCGACGCAGAGAUGGCACAGACGGUCAUUUUCUUGACCAAGAACUCGUACGUCAACGGACAGAUUCUAGCAGUGGAUGGUGGUGUGCUCAACGUUGUGAGCUCGUAAGGGAGUGGUGUAGUCGGAGGUCAAGGAUAGGAUGAGCAAAUGCUAAGAUUACAAACA
Molecule: messenger RNA, 1050 nt
Organism: Pyrenophora tritici-repentis Pt-1C-BFP
Lineage: Eukaryota; Fungi; Ascomycota; Dothideomycetes; Pleosporales; Pleosporaceae
Product: FabG, Dehydrogenase with different specificities (related to short-chain alcohol dehydrogenase)
Source: RefSeq, a predicted model, not a curated record